This is a messenger RNA of Neopelma chrysocephalum (saffron-crested tyrant-manakin), 1039 nucleotides long. RefSeq names its product nuclear receptor subfamily 0 group B member 2-like. The record is from RefSeq and is a predicted model, not a curated record. The transcript has 2 exons. Lineage: Eukaryota; Metazoa; Chordata; Aves; Passeriformes; Pipridae. Gene Ontology annotation, molecular function: transcription corepressor activity; transcription factor binding. Gene Ontology annotation, biological process: negative regulation of transcription by RNA polymerase II. Gene Ontology annotation, cellular component: cytoplasm; nucleus. The coding region runs from base 13 to 873 and encodes 286 amino acids.
ACAGCUCCCCGCAUGCUGUUUCCUGUCACAGGGAACUCUGGCUCUAUGGCUACCAAGAUCCCAAAUAAGAAAUUUAGGAAAUGUCAGUGUGACACACACCAUACUAAGAGUAUCCUGUAUCAGAUCCUUAACAAAGAGCAUGAAAGUGAGACCAAGUGGCACCAGCAGCAUCACAACCCCCACUGCUCCACAGGAAUCAAGGACUGCUCUUGCUUGGACAGGAGAAGAGUUGUCCUGAAAACACCAGAAGCCACGUGCAGAAGAGCUUCUGGAGUGCUCUUGAAGACUUCAAUUUUUAUUAGAAACCUGCCUUCUUUUUAUCACAUGCCUUUGGAUGAUCAGCUUGUUCUCAUACAGCAGAACUGGGCCCCUCUUUUUGUCCUGGGCAUGGCACAAGAAGGGGUGGAUUUUGAUCUGAGAGAGAUUUCAGUCCCUAGUUUAUUGAAAAAAAUCCUCCUCAAUCAGUCUUUGACAGCUAACAAUGAACUGGGCAGCUCAUCACCAGGAACAUCUUUGGCAAAAGUUCAGAAGAUGAAGAAUCUCUUGUGGAAAUGCUGGGACCUGGACAUAAGUGCAAAAGAAUAUGCCUAUCUUAAAGGAAUUAUUCUUUUUAAUUCUGGAUGCUGUGUCCUAAAAUGUCUCCCCUAUGUACAAACAAUGCAGCAGGAAGCUCAGCAAGCCUUGAUGGAGUUUGUCUCACAAAUGUUCCAUGGAAACCUGGCCAGGUUUGCUUCAAUCCUUCAGCUAAUCACUUCUCUUCGAGACAUUGAUGCAGAUGCUAUUGAAGAGGUCUUCUUCAGGCCCAUUCUAGGAGAGGCCAUCCUAAACGUAUUACUUCUAGAAACACUAUAUAUCAAGCCAGACUGCCUUUGAAAACAGAUGACAUCUGAGCUCUCAAAUACCUAUUUUUGAAGAGAUGAGAGGUUAUUAUGAGCUAAAUAAACACAUUUCAAACAAAUCAUUGAUGCAUCUUUGUAAGCCAUAUUUUUUUUUAUGAAGUAUUUUUUUAAUGUUUUAGAAUUAAAGCAGAGAAAUCUAA